CUAAAUUUAAGGUAAGACCAAAAAAUAAUGAGUUAAAUAAAAAGGUCCAAACAACUUUUAUAUGUAGAUUUUUUUAACACUCCUUACCUUUUAAUAGUAUUGAUUCUUCUAGACAGUUUUUUUAUGUAUAACUUUAAUUUUUUUCCUUUAUUACAUACAUUAUUCAAAUGUUUUAACAUUAUAUAUAAUUUAAUUAAUACAAAAGAUUUGGUAUUAGAUUGUUCAUACUUUUAAUCUGUAUAGUAUGGGUAGCAUCAGUUUAUAUAACGUGGUGUACAAUUUAAAAGUUCAGCUCAGAGAUGAUAUCCACAUAUACAAUUCAUAUGAUGAACAAAAUUGUAACCAAUGAAUAUUUUCUUUAUUUCAAAAUAAUAUUUUGAAAAUGAAAUAUCGAGCUAGCUGCCUAGCUACAUUCCCCAAACAUUCAUUAGGUUUAGAAAAUCCAAAGAGUAAAUAAUUGGGGGUUAGAACGGUUACAUUACGUGUAUAUACAAUAUCCAUUGGGGGCAAUGCCUUAGGUACACAUACAAAUUAUAAUAAAAAUAGCACAAGAGGAGAAAAAUCCUCAAAAUAGCAUUAAUUAAAGGUUAAAAUAACUAAAUUACUCUUAACCUUAAACCCCCAUCUCACCUCCUAAUUAUGAAACAUUAAUCAUUAAAACUUCCAAAUAUAUAUUAAUUUUUAAUUUUAUUUAUUAAUAUUUUUUUCUUUUUUCUUUUCUUUUCUUUUUAUGUGCUACUUUUAGAACAAAAGAGUUUUAGUGAUAUUGUAGGGUAUUUCUCUAUCCAUGGUUAUCAUAAAAGUUGAAAUCAGUAACAUAUGUUAGAAACCAUAGAACUUCUGAUAUUUUUAUUGGACUAACAUAUACAUGAAUUAUCGGCCAAGAUUAUAACUCUAGACUAGAUUUAAUGAACGGCAUACACCACGAUAUGCUGUGUUUGUGAUAAAAGAGUUAAUGUUCGUCAAGAAAUAGUUUUUUCUUUACACUUUAGACGGUCUCCAUCAAGAGCUGGUGGAUGGUAAUAGAGGUUGACAUCCAUCCCUCUCUCUCAAAAUCUUGCUUGAGCCCUCUUAUCCGCCUUUCAUUUCUCCGAAGCUUUUGCAUAAAAGUAUCAUCUUGGUUGAGGUUAAAGGACACUGAGAGACUAUGAUUGAUGACAUAGAGAGAGAGAGAUAAAAGUAUAGAUUAUUAGGACACGGUUGUCUACUUUUUAUUCUUGCUCUCUUUCUCCUCCUUCUUCAUCAUCAUCUGAUUUUCUUUAUUUAACCUUACUCUCUUUUCUCUUUUCCUAUCUUCUCUCUCUUUCUUAACUUUCUCUUGGGAUUCGAUCUCUUUCCGGUGGCUAUUCCCGAUGAUAACUGUCAAAUCUUCUCCAUUUGCACAACCUCUCCUUUAGGGUUAGCUAUCUCCCUCUCUAUCUCUCUCUAGCUCUAACUUUAUAGUGUAUUUCAUGAAGUGGUCGAUCUUUGCUAGUACAAGAGGAAGAUUCAGUAGAAUCUAACUCACACUCGGAUCUUUUUAAAGGUUUGAGUUGAAUCUGGCUGUAUUCGAGCUUGCUAAGGUUAAUCUCAAUACCUACCGAGAUCGAAAAUAAAAAUUAAAGGAUGAAUUCCUUUUCACAUGUACCUCCUGGAUUCAGAUUUCAUCCAACCGAUGAAGAACUUGUAGACUACUACCUAAGGAAAAAGGUUGCAUCAAAGAGAAUAGAAAUCGAUUUCAUCAAAGACGUUGAUCUCUACAAGAUUGAGCCAUGGGAUCUUCAAGAGUUAUGCAAAAUAGGAAACGAAGAGCAAAGUGAAUGGUACUUCUUUAGCCAUAAAGACAAGAAGUAUCCCACGGGAACUCGAACCAAUAGAGCGACAAAAGCAGGAUUCUGGAAAGCCACUGGAAGAGACAAGUCUAUAUAUUUAAGACAUGGUCUUAUCGGUAUGAGGAAGACACUCGUGUUUUACAAAGGAAGAGCCCCAAAUGGACAGAAAUCGGAUUGGAUCAUGCACGAGUAUCGAUUAGAAACAAAUGAAAAUGGAACCCCUCAGGAAGAAGGCUGGGCAGUGUGUAGGGUUUUCAAGAAGAGAUUGGCGGCAACAAUGAGGAAAAUGGGCGAUUACGAUUCUUCGCCUUCUCAUUGGUUCGACGACCAGCUCUCUUUCAUGGCCUCCGAGCUCGAUUCCAAUCCCCCAAGUAGGACUCUUCACAAUCAUCAUCAUUAUAACCACCACAAUCACCAGCAGACAUUGCCUUAUGGCCUCGAUGCGUCUUCAGCUUAUACACUCAACAACAACCCUAACUUGCAGUGCAAGCAAGAGCUGGAGCUACAUUACAAUCACAUGGUACAACAUGAACAACAAAAUCAUCAUCUUCAUGAAUCUAUUUUCCUCCAGCUUCCUCAGCUUGAGAGCCCUAACAGUAAUUGCAACUCGCUACCUUAUGGAUCAAGCAACAAUGGUAAUAACACAAGAAAUAUUGGUGACUUGCAGCAAUCAUCAAAUCUCACUCAUGAGGAACACCUGCAACAAGGGAGUCAAAGUUUUAGAUCUGUUUGUUACGAUCAAGGUGACCAAGUGAGUACGGAUUGGAGAGUUCUUGAUAAGUUCGUUGCUUCACAGCUAAGCGAGGAAGUUGCAGCCGCAGCUUCUGCUUCUGCUCAUCAAAAUAACAACAAGAUGGACGCAAGAAACACUGAUUAUCAAGUGCAUCAGGGAAUGAAUCUGCUGGAGAAUGAUUCGGAAAGGGUUGUCGAUAUGGGAGAAGAGCAUGCAAAUGCUCAUGCUGGGUUUGAUUCUUCGAGUUGUCAGAUUGAUCUCUGGAAAUAGUGAUCAAAAAUAAGAAGAUGCAAGAUGAAUACACGUGAAAUAUACAUGCACACUAGUGCUGUGAAGAUGAUGAUGGUGGAGACCGGUUAAAAAUAAGUUGGAAGGAGAAAUAACAUGGAGUUAUUUCCCCGAUUUAUAGAGGUUUUGUACAUAAUAAAAACCUAAAUAAUAUGGUAUUUUCUCUCGAUGAUUCUUGCUUCAGUAUUGUAUUAUAUGUAUAUGAUAUAUGCACGCGUGAAUAUAUGUAUGCAGGCAUAUAUAUAUGCAUCUAUAUUUUAUCUAUGUUUGUAUGGAUCAUGAAUGUAUAUCCAUCCUUAAAUUUGUAUAAUAACCAUAUGAGUAAUGGUUUAAAUGUGAAACCAGUCCUUGAGGAAAGGAUAACUAAAGAAAAAACUCUAUAAAUUAAUAAACUUGAGACUAUAAUAAUGAUGUGAAUCCAGAAAGAAUAUUAGAAAAGUUUUGAUACUCCUAUCUAUUCACAAUUGGAUUACUAGUUACAUGUGCAUUACAAAGCCAAAUCAAAGAGAUAGUUAAGUCUUUCAAUUUAUUCGACAUUGCCAACCCAUUUCCUUAAUUAGAAAAGAAAAUAAAAAGCGCACAAGAACGUAUUUGAGAUAGACAUUUCUAACUUAUGAAAUAUAUAUAAGCCACACUGAGUUUAAUUUGAAUUAAUUACACAUUCUUAUAAAUUUUACCCAAAAUAUUCAUAACUAAUUUACCAACUGAGUUUAUUUUGGUUGGACUUACCACAUUUCAAUUGUUGUUGAUGAGAAACAACUUGCAAGAAGCUUGAGAGAGGGAAACCCAGAUAAUAUUAUGUAUGUAAAUGAGUGUGAAAGAUAAGUAAAGAUGCAUGGCUUAAAAAACCUCAAAGAAGUUGUAAAAUUUUCUGUGCUUAUGACAUGUUGGAUCGAGAAUAUACAUAUAGAGAGAGGGAUACAAGCCGCCGAAACAGGAAAAUAACAAAAUCAUGCUUUGUCCAAAACAAAACAAAAGCAUGCUUUGUCAUAAGGAAUUUUUAAUUAUUAUGUUUAAUUCAAGGGAGGCAGAAAAGACAAUAUAUAAAAUGUAACAUCAUUUUUUCCUCGAAGUCAUUAGCUAUUAGAAAAGACAAUAUCUUAAACAUAAUUUGAAAGAUCACAUAUCAUAUAAGUAAUACUUUUGACCAUUUUGCAGGGCAAUUUAUACAUGUAUUUGGAUUCAAACCUCAAGGCUCAAACUAUAUUUGUCAGAUUUAAUAUACCGAAUUUGAGUUUUUUCGACCAUCACAUGUAUUUGCAUUUGCAGUUAGCUAGGAGAGACAUAUUAUGUAUUACGAGUUUUAUUAUGAUUACAUGAAUAAAUUAUACAAGUUCAUCUCUUUUGUUGAGAAUAUUAAUUAUACUUUAUUUUUGAUAAAAUGUUUGUGUGAAAAGAACAACAGACUAUAUUUUCCUCAAUAACCAAUACAUACGAUUAAUAUUGCAUACAAAAAUCAGUGAUUAGUAAAUUCAUUUCAUUUUAAUUUUGUGAAGGAACAUCAUGAUUUGGGCGUGCUCUUUGGGAUUGACACACAACAGUCCUGGUCCAAGGGAAACCAUCGUAUACCAUUGACCUUUUUUAUGGCUAUAACAGUAAAACAAAAAAAAAAAUAAGAAGAAUAGAAAAAUGAAUCGGUAUGUUUUAUUCUAUGAGUAAUGAAUCAUUUAUAUAUGAAUACAAUAAUUUGGAGAUAAAGUCUUAACUUAAAAAAUAAGUAAGGUUUGGGAAACAAAAAUAUCUAGGAUAUUCUAUUCAUAACACAAUGAGGUGUUGUCAAAAAAAAAAAAAAAA
Brassica rapa (field mustard) is the source of this 4626-nucleotide messenger RNA. Its product is annotated as NAC domain-containing protein 26. NCBI's taxonomy places the organism in Eukaryota, Viridiplantae, Streptophyta, Magnoliopsida, Brassicales, Brassicaceae. Gene Ontology annotation, molecular function: DNA binding. Gene Ontology annotation, biological process: regulation of DNA-templated transcription. The record is from RefSeq and is a predicted model, not a curated record.